GUAAAUAAUAAUAAUAAUAAUAACAUUAGAAUGAAUUUAUUUUUUUUAGAUAUAGUAUCAAAGAAAUCAGCAAGAUAUCAUUGCGAUAAACAUGUUGUAAAAUUAAUUUUAGAAGCAACACAAAUGUUAUAUUCGGUUUGGCAUUUAUGCGAACCCAACGAAGCAUGGAAAACUAAAGCACCAAGUAAUUACAUGAAACUAACACAUAAAAAUCAUCCACUUUCAAAGUGGGUUAGAACUAAUAACCAAACAUAUGACAUGGUAACUGAGUAUUGCAAUAGUUUAUUAGAAGAAUAUACACUUAGAUAUGGCAAAAUUCAUAGCAGCAAACUUCAUAUGGAUUGGUUAGAAAAAAACUAUCCAUCAAAUUUACCAAAAAGCAAUGAUUUACCAUUAAUGCCAUUAUGCAUGCCGGAUACUUACAAAGUAACACCAUCCACCAAGUGGUCUGAUGUUGUUGACUCCUAUAGAGCUUAUUAUGUUGGUGAAAAACUCCAUUUUUGUUCCUAUAAAGGUGUAGAAUGGCCUGAAUGGUUACCUCCACGUCCAAUCCAAACAAAGACCGAACCAAAAAGUAAAAAGACCAAAACAGCUGCUGCUAAAAAAGAUGAAGAAACAAAGAAAAGAGUUUCAAAGACCCCAGCCAAUGUAAAUAAAAAACUAACAACACUCCCUUCUUCAAAAGUAACAACCACUACUAAAACAACUACCACAACCACUACAACAACCAGUGCCUCAACUAGAAAUAAAGAUUAUUUAUUGGUUCCAAGUUUAUUUAAUCCAAACCCAAUUUUGGGUGCCACUGCACCAAUCCUGACCAGAAGCCAAGCUAAAUCUCAACAAAUCAAAAUUGAAAAAUAAAUAAUUGUAAAUUUUUAAAACC
This is a messenger RNA of Dictyostelium purpureum, 883 nucleotides long. RefSeq lists its product as uncharacterized. Lineage: Eukaryota; Evosea; Eumycetozoa; Dictyosteliales; Dictyosteliaceae. The transcript has a single exon. Bases 31 to 861 code for a protein of 276 amino acids. The record is from RefSeq and is a predicted model, not a curated record.